CGGAGCUGAUUGUUUCUGGUAAAAGUCUGUUACUAAAGGGCGGUAACUUGCCUGAGAAGUACAAACUGGAGCAGAUGCACUUCCACUGGGGGUGCAAUGACACCCGGGGCUCCGAGCACAGCGUGGAUGGCCAGUUCUUUCCCUUGGAGAUUCACAUUGUACAUCGACAAAACUGUCAACCUGACGUGGAGGAGGCAGCCAAAAGUCCGUUCGGUUUGGCAGUUGUCUCGAUUUUUGUUACGGCUGGCGCUGAAAAUAAGAAGUUCAACCAGCUGGUCGACUUCUUGGAUCAGAUUUCAAACCCAAACGACCAAGUUGUGGUUCCAGCCUUUCCGCUGUCAGAUCUGAUCCCAGAGAGAUACGACUUUUACCGCUAUUACGGUAGCUUAACCACUCCACCUUGCUACGAGUCGGUCAUCUGGUCGACUGGCACAGAUCCAAUUGAGAUGUCCGAAAAACAA
This is a messenger RNA of Candidula unifasciata, 461 nucleotides long. The record is from the annotation of a GenBank genome assembly. NCBI's taxonomy places the organism in Eukaryota, Metazoa, Mollusca, Gastropoda, Stylommatophora, Geomitridae.